AUGGCAGAAACGCGGACGGUGGCGCAGAUGCUAUCCCGGCGUGAGACGCUGCUUACAUCGUUGGGUCGGGCAGAAGCUCUCAUCGAAGGAUAUGUUGCAGAACGGGACCAAGCGCAGGCUUCAGUGCGUCUUCAAUAUCUCGACGGCAUCUGGAAUGGGCUCGAAGCUGUGCAGGCGCAGCUCGAGGACAACGAAACUACGGAUGAAGGUAGGGCAGAGCAUGCAUGUGUUUGUGAGCAGUUUGAAUCUCGGCUGUUUGAAAUUAAAGCUAGUCUCCUUGCAAAAUUACUUCCACUUCCCGUUAUUCAAGACCACAGCCCUCCUCCCAUUCGUAGUUCCUCCACUCUCUCUGGUAUCAAGUUGCCUACGAUCUCUUUGCCCGAAUUCGACGGUGAUUACAUGCAAUGGCUUGCAUUCCACGACACUUUCAUGGCGCUCAUUCACUCGAAUCCGGAGUUGCCGGAUAUUCAGAAGUUCCACUAUCUACGAGCAGCUGUCAAGGGUGAAGCUGCUCAGCUGAUAGAAUCCAUCGGAAUCAGUUCCGUCAACUACGCUACGACUUUGGAGAGCCGCUACUCUAACGACUAUUUGCUGAAGAAGAGACACCUGCAGGCGCUCUUCGACAUCCCUCGCAUGAAGAAGGAGUCCGCUGCGACGUUGCAUAGCCUGGUGGAUGACUUCGAGCGGCAUACGAAGAUUCUGCAGCAGCUGGGGGAACCAACCGAUUCCUGGAGCGCCAUCUUGGAGCAUCUUCCGUGCACGCGACUGCACGACGACUCACUGAAGGCUUGGGGGGACCACGCGUCAACAGUGGAGAACCCGGACUACGCCUGUCUCAUCGAUUUCCUACAGAGGAGAACCUGA
Molecule: messenger RNA, 864 nt
Organism: Toxorhynchites rutilus septentrionalis
Lineage: Eukaryota; Metazoa; Arthropoda; Insecta; Diptera; Culicidae
Exons: 1
Coding region: 1-864 (287 amino acids)
Source: RefSeq, a predicted model, not a curated record